AUGGUCCCAUUCACGACGCCAUGGUCUGGUACCGCGCCCCCAUCACGCAACCAGCCCCAUCUAGAGCGGACACCGCCGCCAUCCCAGGUGCCGUCGCGCGGGCAGGUGAAACGGCCACCCACACGCUGUAAAACGUGCACCGCCUGUCGAGUCAGAAAGGUCAAAUGUGACGGUAGGUCGCCACAUUGCGGCUCCUGCGAAAAUGCGGGGCGGCGUUGUGUUUACCCACAGGAUGCACGAUACCAGAACAAACCUACCCGGGCAGAGAUUCAGAGACUGGAAGCACACAUAGAUUCCAUAUGGGAAGCCGUGCACGAGCGGGACGCAGGGGCUGCUGCUGCACAUGCCAGGGAACCCGCAGGAACCGAACGGCCAGGCCAGGCCAUGAGAGCCGCCACGCCAUCUCCAGCACAACCGCUGGUGGCCCCCGCAGAGCGUCCUGAAAACGAAAGUCUGCCCAACGAAACAGAGAGAAGCCACCAGGAUCUGUCACCGGCCGAAAUGAACAUCGUGGGAGUGCUUGGCCAGGACGGCGAACUGGUUGUGCACGGAGUGUCCAGCAUGCACUACAACCAGCACAACCAGCACAAUCAGCAGCAGGAACUGCGCAUGUCAGUCGAUUCCCGCACGGAGACUACCCCAGAGGAAGACGAAUCCUCGAAGAGGCAGCGAGAGCAGCUCCAGCAGGUCAGCAAGGCACGGCUGGUCGCCAAUGCGGCCUUCCAGCGUCAGCGUGAAUCCGUAUUGCUGCGCAAUCCCAGCGUUACACAGGACGCGAACUUUGGCUGCGCGGACCCCGACACAGCACUGCACCUGCUAGAUAUCUAUUUUAACCGAAUUCACUUUACGUACCUCUUCAGCUACCGGCCUGCAAUCAUGGACAGCCUCAUUACCAAAGGGCCAUAUUGCAACAUGCUCUUGCUCACGGCGGUCUACUUUUCGAGUAGUAUGUUCAGCGACCGGGCUGCAGUGCGUGCGCAGCGCGACCAGUUCUAUGCCUCAUUCCAGCUCGCCCUCAUAGACCACAUGGACCAGCCCAGUGUUCCCUCAGCAGUCGCCCUGCUCCUCUGUGGUGCCGCGUUGGUCUCGUGCGGCCGUCUAAGCGCGGGCUGGGUAACGAGCGGGAUUGCCUAUCGCAUGAUCCUCGACCUGGGCUGCCAUUUCGUGCUGGACUGUCAUCGCCAGAAUCUCCCCGAUGAAAUGAUCCUACUCACCGAUAUCGAGGUGGAGAUGCGCAAGCGGCUUUACUGGGGAGGCUAUCUAGUUGACGCCACGCAGUCCCUAUACCUUGGGCGACUGCCGUACCUGCACACUGUGCCAGCGCGCGUGCCGCAGGUGUUCUUGGACACGUACGAGGAGCUCGACGUGUGGGCACCGUACGUGGAUACCAUGUCCGCCUCCCCCGAGGUCAAUACUGUUCUCAGUGCCUACGCUCCGCAGCCAGCGUACGCGGUCUCCACGUUUAUGGCGAUGCUGCGGUUGCUGGAGAUAUCAUCGCGACUAGUGCACAGCUUCUACAACAUCGACAGUCUUCGCCAGGCCAGGCAGGUGAUUCGAGACGCCCGCGGCAAAAUCGAGGACGACCUGGGACGAUGGUACGCAUCGCGCGCGAAGCAUCUGCGCUUCAACCCCAAGGCCGACAAGGAACCGACACCACCUCCGCACCAGCUAACUCCAUUGACCACAUAUCACACGCUCACCAUCCUUCUUCACCGUCCAUUCCUGGCCAACCGGUAUCUGAGCACCCAUAUUAACGAGGAGGAGCGCGCUGUAGGCGAGCAGGCCAGUAUUCAGGCUGCGGGGGAGAUAUACCAUCUUCUUCGAAGAUACGACGCGGCGUUUACGAUGCGCCGCGCACCGUACCUUAUUUCGUAUGCUGCCCACUCGGCGCUGCUGGUGUUGCUCGCCCAGGGCCCGGCCGCACGGGAUCAGGUCCUCGAUAGAAUUUCCUUUCUGUGGCGUGCGCUCGGAGAUCUGCAGAGCGGUGGCAACUACGGUCUGAAGAAGCCAAUCGAGAGCCUGUCAGCAUUGAUGACCAAGCUGGGAAUUAGUACACUCGAGCAGGGGAACGGCAACGCGAGGGACUCCAUGCAUCCGGGAGGGACUCACUGCCCGGUACCGACGGAGCAGUUCUCGUUCGGCAACGACGGCGAGCUGUAUGAGAGCCAGUGGAGUAGAUUCCAGCAACAUGAUUUGUUCAGCGGAAGCAUGGACUGCGCGUUUCCCAAUUCUGGCCUGGAUGGUGUGGACUGGCUGCUGAACGACAUUUCCUGGGUGUCGGCCACGGGGUUGGAAGGGCAGAGGCCCGUAUAG
Molecule: messenger RNA, 2313 nt
Organism: Aspergillus puulaauensis
Lineage: Eukaryota; Fungi; Ascomycota; Eurotiomycetes; Eurotiales; Aspergillaceae
Exons: 3
Coding region: 1-2313 (770 amino acids)
Biological process (GO): regulation of DNA-templated transcription; DNA-templated transcription
Molecular function (GO): zinc ion binding; DNA binding; DNA-binding transcription factor activity, RNA polymerase II-specific
Source: RefSeq, a predicted model, not a curated record